CAAAUAGGCAGACUGAUUUUACUAUAUAUCACACUAAACCCUUGGUUGGUAACCAUAAAUCACAUAUCAUCUUCUCAAUAUUCUACCAUCUUCACUGCUUAACCAUGCCUCCUCCUCCUGUUGCUGUUUACAGAUCGGAUGAUUUCUUAGCCCGUACUGCUUUCUACCUGAGAUUUCCUGUAGCUGCUUUGACUGAAGAACUUGAAAACCGAACUCCCAGUGAACAACGAACUUUGAUUGGUGAGACGCUCUACCCUUUGGUGGAACUACUCCAGCCAAUGUUUGCACCAAAAAUCACAGGAAUGCUACUUGAACUACCCCGACCCCAAAUCUUUCGGUGCAUAGAAUCACCAGAAGUCCUCAAAGAGAAGGUUAAUGAGGCAAUUGAUGUUUUAGUGGACUGGUAUCCCCAACAGAUGCAGCUAAACGAGCAAGAAGCUAGGGAGUUUCGAGCAGCCAUGCUCUUAUCUAAGCUUUGAUGUGAUUUUGCUUGGUUUAAUUAAUGUUUGAUGUUGCAUUUUGAUUCCUCAUUUCUGUUCCUAAUAAAAAACUUGAUCCUAUCAUUAUUAUUAAAGUACUCAAUGUUCUAAUGAAAAUUUUAAAACAUAUAUUUUGUUUUGUUUUGUCCAAAACUAAAAAUAUGUGAUUAUCAUCUAUGCCAAACCAACCAUAAACACAAACACAAGACCAACCAUAAAAACAAAUGCAAAGGCCAAACCAAGAAACCAACC
This is a messenger RNA of Brassica napus (rape), 731 nucleotides long. Its product is annotated as maternally expressed PAB C-terminal protein. Gene Ontology annotation, cellular component: nucleus. Gene Ontology annotation, molecular function: RNA binding. Gene Ontology annotation, biological process: DNA damage response; protein polyubiquitination; regulation of double-strand break repair. The record is from RefSeq and is a predicted model, not a curated record. The coding region runs from base 105 to 479 and encodes 124 amino acids. The transcript is spliced from 2 exons. NCBI's taxonomy places the organism in Eukaryota, Viridiplantae, Streptophyta, Magnoliopsida, Brassicales, Brassicaceae.